Messenger RNA from Candoia aspera, 1914 nucleotides. RefSeq names its product V-set and immunoglobulin domain containing 2 (gene VSIG2). The transcript is spliced from 7 exons. The record is from RefSeq and is a predicted model, not a curated record. Lineage: Eukaryota; Metazoa; Chordata; Lepidosauria; Squamata; Candoiidae. The coding region runs from base 140 to 1153 and encodes 337 amino acids.
CUUUGUGCUAUAGCAUGAUUCAAAACCUCGCCAUGACUGUUUGCUCUCAUUUACCUACAAGAUAAAGAGCGGUCUUACUCAGUUUCAGUUGAGUUUCAGCUCUCCCAGUGAAAGCCACAGCCAGUUUUUUUCCUGAGAAAUGGCCCCCAACAUGGUCUUUCGGAAUCGUCGGUUCUCCUGCUUCCUGCUCUUCGUUUUGUCCUUUAGCCGUGGGGUGUGUGUGGAGGUGACUGUACCACGUGAUCCCGUGAUGCAGCAGAAAGGUGCAAACGUGGAAAUUCCCUGCCACUAUAAAACAUCUGUUGGCAAAGGCUUUGUUUUGGAAUGGAGGUUUGCUACUGGUUCAACGUCUCCUGAUGCUGGAACACAGAUUCUGUAUUUUUCAAAUAAUAUGCUCUACAAACCAGGCGUGCAGGCCGAACGGCUAAGCCUCCUUCAUGCCCCCCCCACACUGGGGGAUGCUUCCAUCCGGUUGAACAACCUCCGUGCAUCAGAUGCUGGCACUUAUGUCUGCGAAGUGAACAACCCGCCAGAUUUCUCUGGCACCGGUUCUGGGCUUGUGAGUCUCAUAGUUUUAAUGCCACCAUCUACACCAGUCUGUAAAGGGACCACCUCUGCUGCUAUUGGGUCGGAUGUCACUUUCUCCUGCAAUUCUUCUGAAGGUGUGCCUCCCCCAAUUUAUUCCUGGACCAAGCUGGAUUCUAAACAGCCACUUCCUCCUUCCAACAUGGUGCAAAACCAAGAAAAGGGAACUCUCAUACUGACCAACCUCACACUUCAGUUUUCUGGCACUUAUAUCUGCACUGCCUCCAAUGAGUUUGGACAUCAUAGUUGCCAAAUAUCUCUCCAUGUGUCAGGCAUUGGGAAAGCUGGAGCUGUUGCAGGUGCCCUGAUCGGGGCCAUCUUGGCCCUAUUCCUGCUUGGAGCCAUCGUCCUCUACAUUUUGCACUACAGGAAAAAUAAAAUGGCUAAGAAGAAGCCUCAGUCCGAAUACAGUGGAAAUGAAAUAAGGGAGGAUGACACUGCUCCUGGAAUCUUCAAGCCCCUGGAGAGAAGGAACAGUAAAUCAGAAAGCCAACACCUGGAAAAUGUCUCUUCUAGACCUGGAUCGGUCAGCACAACCAAAUCCCAACUAAAGAACCUCAUUGUCUGAAUUUGCAUUGCUGUUUUUCCUCUUAAAAGGCCAGCUCUGUUUUACUGCAGUGAAAGUGUGUUUCAUCUGAAAAACUCACCCCAUCCAUGUUGAGGUAGCCUUCAUUCACCAAUCCUAAUCUUCCAGCUGUAUUGGCAUCUGCUAAGUUACUUUUCUGGAGGUUUGUUUCAGGUUUGAUUAGUUUGUGAUGCUUCACUAGCACUGUUUGCUUUUGGCCUGUGUCCCUGAAGAAGUUAUGCCAAGAGAAUGUAACCAUCCACAUGAAAAAAUGAAAAGAAAAAAGCAGAUUCCCCAUCUCAACUUCAUUUGUUGUUUCUUAGCCAGACUGAAUGUGCAAAAGUCUAACUCCUAUCUCCUGUGCUAGUAAGAAUGUGGUUCAACAGAGGAAGUGGAUUCUUCUGCUCCCAUCUUUCCAUGGGUGAAUGUCUGUGGCCAGAAUGGAAACUACUGUCUUUACUUUCAUUUCUGGGGAGAUGUUCUUUGAUCUGGGUCUAUGGCUCUAACCAGGCUCUUUUUAAGGGAUGUGUCACUCAUGAGGGAAGGGUGCACUGCAUUACAGAGGCAUGUUGCAUCAACUUCCCACAUGGACUACUGUAAAAUGCUCUAAUGGAGCUGUCCUUGGAGAUUAUUUGGAAACCAUGAUUCUGUCUGAACUUGGCUUGAAGUGCAAGGAACAGAUAAAUGGAGGUUCCACAUGGUUCUUCGCUUUCCAGCGGGUAUCUAGGAUAAAUGCAAAAGUGCAGACAAUCAUUCCCCUUCUU